AUGGCUACGAUAAAUGCCACCGUCGCGGGCGCGUUCACCCACCCGGACACGUAUAUGGGCGUAUUCGAGGAGGUCACCAAGUACAAUGUUCAGCUCAACGUCGUGGAACGCCUAUGGGCUGCUUGGUAUCUGUGGAUGCAGAACGACACGUUAGCGACGGGAAUCAUGAGCUUCAUGAUGCACGAAAUCAUCUACUUCGGCCGAUGUAUCCCCUACAUGGUCCUCGACCGCAUCCCCUACUUCAACCGAUUCAAGAUCCAAAACCAGAAGAUUCCUACAUGGAAGGAGCAAUGGGAAUGCGCAUGCUUGGUGCUUCUCAGCCACGUUACCGUCGAGUUGCCCCAGAUCUGGCUCUUCCACCCGAUCGCCACUUACUUCGGUAUGGACUAUGGUGUCCCCUUCCCGACAAUCCAGAGCAUGGCUCUCCAAAUCGCGGUUUUCUUCGUUAUGGAGGAUACAUGGCACUACUGGUUCCACAGAGCCCUUCACUACGGUCCUCUGUACAAGAUGAUCCACAAACUUCACCACACCUACUCCGCGCCCUUCGGCCUUGCCGCUGAGUACGCUUCCCCGAUAGAAACCAUGCUUCUCGCGCUUGGUACCGUUGGUAGCCCCAUCCUAUGGGCUUCCAUCACUGGCGAACUACACCUUUUCACCAUGUACAUGUGGAUUGUCGGCCGUCUAUUCCAGGCCAUCGACUCUCACAGCGGAUACGACUUCCCGUGGAGCUUGCGACAUGUACUACCCUUCUGGGCCGGUGCUCACCACCACGACGUCCACCACGAGAAGUUCAUCGGAAACUACUCCUCCAGCUUCACCUGGUGGGACUGGAUGCUCGACACCGAGUCCGGUCCCGAGGCCGCCAAGCGCCGCCGCGAGAGGAAGCUCAAGAACCUCAAGGCCAAGAAGGCCGAGUAA
This is a messenger RNA of Hypoxylon trugodes, 918 nucleotides long. Its product is annotated as methylsterol monooxygenase. Gene Ontology annotation, biological process: ergosterol biosynthetic process. Gene Ontology annotation, molecular function: C-4 methylsterol oxidase activity; iron ion binding. Bases 1 to 918 code for a protein of 305 amino acids. The record is from RefSeq and is a predicted model, not a curated record. NCBI's taxonomy places the organism in Eukaryota, Fungi, Ascomycota, Sordariomycetes, Xylariales, Hypoxylaceae. The transcript is spliced from 3 exons.